Theileria parva strain Muguga is the source of this 1262-nucleotide messenger RNA. RefSeq lists its product as uncharacterized. Gene Ontology annotation, molecular function: GTP binding; GTPase activity. Bases 332 to 1246 code for a protein of 304 amino acids. The transcript has a single exon. NCBI's taxonomy places the organism in Eukaryota, Apicomplexa, Aconoidasida, Piroplasmida, Theileriidae. The record is from RefSeq and is a predicted model, not a curated record.
CUUUAACUAACCAUUUUAAAUUAUUAUCCUAUCAUUAUUUGUAAUUUCUAAUUAAUCGUUUUUAGUAACUUUAGUUUUAUGUCGAAUUUCCGAGACUAACCUGUCUAUCACUUUUUUACCCUGUUUUUCUCAUAUUUUAAACAUUUUUCAGUGUAAUAUAUUCAUUUCAAUUGUUUUUAUUUUAGCCAAAUCCAGGCUCAAAAUUUCUCAGUUCUUUAACCCGAAAAUUUCAAGAAUAACAAUUUUAUAAUAAAUCUCCUUGUUAAAAGUUGGAAAAUAAGUAAAAUAUUAUACUUUUAAUGUAUGAUUGAGGUUGUUGGAUAUUUCUGUGAUGAAGCGUAGUUAUAAGACUGUCUUGCUUGGUGACGCUUCAGUAGGAAAAUCAAGUUUCGCAGUAAGACUAACCAAGGGCGAAUUCUCAGAUAACACAAACUCCACAAUCGGAGCCGCUUUCUUCACCUACACCGUACACAACGACUACUCAGACCCCCAGAAACGUCUAAAUAUCAAUUCUGACGGGAAAUUUACCGAUAAAUUAUCUGAUGGACCAUCGCAAUCUCAACAAAGUUCAAUAAUCUCACAGUCUGGACGAACUUCAAUAAUCUCCCAGUCUGACCGAAGCACUCACACAGACAGAACUAUCACCCAGUCAGACAGAACCAUCACCCAGUCAGACAGAACCAUAACUCCUGAUCUUAGAACAAAUCAGGAUCUUAGAAAUACACAAUCUGAUCUUAGAACUCCGGUGGGAUCAAGUUAUGAUGAGAAUAUAACGAUUAAGUUUGACAUUUGGGAUACGGCGGGUCAGGAGCGUUUUAAGAGUAUAGCUCCGAUAUACUACAGAGGUGCCGCCUGUGCCAUUGUUAUUCUUGAUAUCUCUUCACCACCUACGCUGCAACACGCGGCGUUUUGGGUUAAUCAAAUCCGUGUCGCCAAUAACAAUGAGACGAUAAUUGUGUUGGUUGGGAAUAAAGUUGAUUUACUCGGGAAUACUCCAGAGACCCUACAAACUCUAGCGAAUGCUAAGGCAUACGCCAGGGAGCAGUCAAUUUCAUUUGUUGAAACCAGUGCCAAAACUGGCAAGAACAUAAGUUACGUGUUCGAGUUGCUGGCACAGGAGAUUUCAAAGGACCCGUUCCGCUGGGACAAAACUGCAUCCAACAGCUCCAAAUCCUCAUCCAAACCCCUCAAAGAUGAUGCCAAUAAAGAUAAAAUCAACAAGAAUAAAUGCUGCAGCCUUUUAUAAAUGUAAUAUAAUCAUU